This is a messenger RNA of Penicillium crustosum, 183 nucleotides long. RefSeq lists its product as uncharacterized. The transcript has a single exon. Bases 1 to 183 code for a protein of 60 amino acids. Lineage: Eukaryota; Fungi; Ascomycota; Eurotiomycetes; Eurotiales; Aspergillaceae. The record is from RefSeq and is a predicted model, not a curated record.
AUGCGUCCUCCUCGCUCGGAAUGCACUCACCUCGCUCGGAGCAAAGACAGCUCGCUCGGAAGACUGGACCCACAUCGCUCGGGAAUAUUUGAUGGAACUCCGAGCGAGAAGAGCCAGAUCGACCGACACAGUGAUGGUGCAGCCGCGCUGGUUGGUUUCCAAUUACCCCAGGUUGUGGGGUAA